Messenger RNA from Balaenoptera musculus (blue whale), 1272 nucleotides. It is a transcript of the gene NUP37, whose product is annotated as nucleoporin 37. The transcript has 10 exons. The record is from RefSeq and is a predicted model, not a curated record. NCBI's taxonomy places the organism in Eukaryota, Metazoa, Chordata, Mammalia, Artiodactyla, Balaenopteridae. Bases 142 to 1122 code for a protein of 326 amino acids. Gene Ontology annotation, cellular component: nuclear pore outer ring. Gene Ontology annotation, molecular function: protein binding.
CUCUGACCCGGAAGCAGAAGUGGCGCGCAGCAGCCCCUGGCGAAGAUUAGCUCACCUCUAGCUGUUUCCAGAUGCCCUCAGUUUCGUGACCUUGUCCAAUAGAAGGCUAUUUUUACAGCUGCACGAGUUCUGCCAUACAGGAUGAAGCAAGAUGCCACAAGAAAUGCUGCCUACACUGUGGAUUGCGAAGAUUAUGUGCAUGUGGUAGAAUUCAAUCCCUUUGAGAGUGGGGAUUCAGGAAACCUAAUUGCAUAUGGUGGCAAUAAUUUCGUGGUCAUUGGCACAUGUACAUUUCAGGAAGAAGAAGCAGACAUUGAAGGAAUUCAGUAUAAAACACUACGAACAUUUCACCAUGGAGUCAGGGUCGAUGGCAUAGCUUGGAGCCCAGAGACUAGACUUAAUUCAUUGCCUCCAGUAAUCAAAUUUUGCACUUCUGCUGCUGAUAUGAAAAUUAGAUUAUUUACUUCAGACCUUCAAGAUAAAAAUGAAUACAAGGUUUUAGAGGGCCAUUCAGAUUUCAUUAAUGGUUUGGUAUUUGAUCCCAAAGAAGGCCAAGAAAUUGCAAGUGUGAGUGAUGAUCAUACCUGCAGGAUUUGGAACUUGGAAGGAAUACAGACAGCUCAUUUUCUUCUUCGUUCCCCUGGAAUGAGUGUGUGCUGGCAUCCUGAGGAAAGUUUUAAGUUGAUGGUUGCAGAGAAGAAUGGAACAAUUCGGUUUUAUGAUCUUUUGGCUCAACAGGCUAUCUUAUCUCUUGAAUCAGAACAGAUGCCAUUAAUGUCAGCACACUGGUGCUUAAAAAACACCUUCAAAGUUGGAGCUGUUGCAGGGAAUGAUUGGUUAAUUUGGGAUAUUACUCGGUCCAGUUACCCUCAAGAUAAGAGACCUGUCCACAUGGAUCGAGCCUGCUUAUUCAGGUGGUCCACAAUUAAUGAAAACUUGUUUGCAACCACUGGUUAUCCUGGAAAAAUGGCAAGCCAGUUUCAAAUUCAUCAUUUAGGACACCCUCAGCCCAUCCUCGUUGGUUCUGUAGCCGUUGGAUCUGGCCUUUCCUGGCAUAGAAGUCUCCCACUGUGUGCAAUCGGAGGAGACCACAAGCUGUUAUUUUGGGUGACUGAAAUGUAAAAUAAAUUUUCUGUGUACUUAGAUCCAUAAAACUGUAUUUUUAGUACGUAUUUUGGAGAAUUCCUUAUUUUUGUAUCAAAUAUAUACUGUAAGAUCUAGAAAUGUUCCAAUUGCUUUUUUUAAAUAAAAUGUUGAUGGUUUGAAAAAUUA